CAUUACAUUGCUACCUGAGGUGACAGAAGCACCGCUUCGCAGGUGUGAGGAAGUCGUGGUAAUGUCAUGACUGAAGAAGGCUACUUUUCCCCUUUUUGUUGGGUCAACAUCAGUAAAAUGCUGGGUCGUUUAUUUACACAUCAGCAUCCGUCCUAAAUUGAUGAGUGAGAUAAAAACAAGACGCACGUCAAGACCACGGGUUUAUAUCACCUCAUUAACCACAAGCUGGUGAUGUCACUGUCUUCAUCAGGACACACUGUUUGACAGUUUGUGCCAGGAUGAGGAGAGAUCUUGGACUGGCACUGCUAUUGCUGGUGUCUGCAGUUGCAGAACCCAACGGCACAUCUCCACCAGGGAAGCCAGUCCUGCUCGGCUGCAGGUCUCCUGAGAAAGAGACAUUUACCUGCUGGUGGGAGCCAGGGACUGAUGGAGGACUGCCAACCACAAUCCGCCUCUAUUAUGAGAGAGAAAAUCUGGAGGGAGUGCACGAGUGUCCUGACUACCAGUCAGGUGGGAAGAACUCCUGUUUCUUUGACAAGAGCCACACCUCCAUCUGGGUCAACUACUACCUGACAGUGGUGGCCUACAAUGCCUUCGGGAAUACCACUUCAGACCCGUUUAAGAUAGACGUGAUGGAGAUCGUGAAACCCAAUCCUCCUGAAAAUGUAUCGCUGGUGGUGGAGGAGAAAGAGGACAGUCCAUAUCUCCAUAUCAGGUGGCAGCAUCCCUAUGACACAGACCCCAAGUCAGGCUGGGUCACCCUCAAAUAUGAACUAAGAGUCAAAGAAGAAAGUAGCGAUUGGAAGGGUUACAUGUCAGGAAUACAAACCCAUUUUAACCUGUACAGCAUCACUCCCGGGGCGGUGUACAUGGUCCAGGUGCGCUGUAGACUAGACCACGGCUCCUGGAGUGAGUGGACCAACACUACCUAUGCUAAAGCUCCUGGCUUAAUACAGAAUGAGAAGCCGUUUUGGAUACUGGUUUCCACUCUCUCUACAAUUCCAUUUAUGGCAGUAAUGUGCAUCUUGGUCAUGAAGAGGAAAUAUGUGAGGCAGUGUGUUCUACCUCCAGUUCCUGGUCCAAAAAUAAGAGGAGUUGAUUUUCAGCUUCUCAAGAAAGGGCAAUCUGAAGACGUCAUUAAUGCCCUGAUCAUCAACCAGAACUUUCCUCUUAUGGUGGCCUGGAAGGACCAGAUGGAGGAAUACCUACUCGUGACCGAGAAUGACAGUGGACUUCUGCCGGAUCCCUCCAACUUUCAAAAAAGGAAGAAAAGCUUGAUUACUCCUGCUGGCAUCUGCUUGGAUUUGGAAACGCAAUGCAAGGAUUCAACCCCCAUCCAAAAUGACAGUGAGAAGGCUGCGGAAACAAACAAUGAAAUGGAUAACUUUGUAAAGAGCAUCAAGACUCUCUCAAGGGAGAGUUUAUUUAACAUGGAGCCAUCCCAGGUUCCCGCUCAGAAACAGCAGUGCCCAAUUAUAAACUCUGUAAACACGGAAGCAACAGAACAGAGUCCAUCUAAUCAUGAGAUCACGGUCACACCUUUCACAAAUAGUGAUUAUGUGGAUAUUCAGAGACAUGGAGAAAGCAUCCAGGAGGUGGAUGUGAAACAAGCAGACUACAGCAGAAUUAAAGAGGUGAACGGUGAAAAUAUUCUCAUUCUGGAGAAAAGAAACUGCCUGCUGAACAGCUCUGGCUACAUGGAUUUUCAGACACAAGAGGAGAGCAUUUCAGGGGAAUACAGCAAGGUGAAAGAGGUGGACAGUGACAUUAUAGUGUUCCUGCAGAAACAAAACGUACCCAUUUACACCCCCUGUGGGGAGAAUGGUAACCCAUAUGCUGACUGUUCCCCCCAGAAACCAAGAAAUCCUCAUGUGAUUGGACCCCAUAAAGUGGGAGUGUGCACAGAACACAUCGAUAGUGGAUAUGUAGAUACUAUGCCCCAACCAUCUUUAAUGUAAAGUUUUAUCCACUGUCAAAGUACAAAUGACAGCUUUGUCAAUAUUAUAUUUUGGAUUUCCGUGACAUUUGAUUCACGCGUUCAUGAUCACCAGAGGAUCAAUCCCAUUGACUUUAAUGAACCUGUGAACUUUAAUGUGGUGCCGCCAUGCGUUUGACAUUUUAGGAUCAGUGAUAUAUCUCGACAUCAACAGCUGCAACUGUACUUAGUAUUAAGCACUAAUUACCAGCUGACCUUUGAUGAUGAACAUGGUAAACAUUAUACCUGCUAAAUAUUAACCAUAACACAUUUAGCUCAAAACACAGUGUGUCUACUCAACCUCACUGAGCCAAAGUGUUGUUGGGCGACCAUGAAGCUCUAAGACACAGAGGGAUACACUAUGCCAGGCCUCAACUGUUUAUGGUAUCAGUUAAUCUGCUGUUUGGUCUUUUAAUUAGACUGGGUGAGAUUAAGAAAAAUAUCACCAGACUUAUUAUUUUCAAGAGUAGUUGGCAAUGAAAUGAUUACAUAGUUAUUUUGCAGUCUAUUGUUUUUGCCACAGGUUAAGGUCAAUAAAAAAAAGAAAAAUAUGUACAUAAGA
Scatophagus argus is the source of this 2537-nucleotide messenger RNA. It is a transcript of the gene prlrb, whose product is annotated as prolactin receptor b. Gene Ontology annotation, biological process: cytokine-mediated signaling pathway. Gene Ontology annotation, molecular function: cytokine receptor activity; cytokine binding. The record is from RefSeq and is a predicted model, not a curated record. The transcript is spliced from 9 exons. Bases 279 to 1958 code for a protein of 559 amino acids. NCBI's taxonomy places the organism in Eukaryota, Metazoa, Chordata, Actinopteri, Scatophagidae. Gene Ontology annotation, cellular component: external side of plasma membrane; signaling receptor complex.